AUGCUGGGUAGAUGUCGCGAAAACUUCUCAUUUCUUUUGCCCGCUACAGUUCGGUUAGCCGGAAAGCUUCCAGUCGCUGCUGAAGCAGGGACUGACGGGCAGCAGAAGACAUCUGACCUGGGGUUGUUCGGCCGCACCGCACCGCAAGGCUGCCCAGAGCGGCGCGUGAUCUCCAUCAAGGUUUUAUCGAGCCGCGCCGUCAGCUCCACUCCAUCUCGCCCAGCGCGUCCCACUUCCGCGAUCCCCUCCCCUUCAUCGAUCGCAAACCCUUCUGCGCGUAAAAGGGCGUUCGUCCCCGAGCCCGCUCCCCAUCUCCGCGUGAAGCUCGCGGAUUUCGGCCUCGCGCUGAGCAUCGGUCGCGACGGUCGCACGCGAGGCGCGGCGGGGUCGCCGUACUACAUGGCGCCGGAGGUGUUCACCGGCGAGUACGGCUGCUCGGCGGACGUGUGGUCGCUGGGUGUCGUGCUUCACGUGCUGCUGUGCGGCGGCGUGCCGUUCUGGGGCGACGACGAGGCGGCCACGAUCCACAGCGUGCUGCACGGGCGGUUGGAUCUGGGGGAGCAGUCGGCGGCGUGGGCGGGAGUGUCGGCGGAGGCGCGCGGGCUGAUUCGGUGCAUGCUGGAGAGGGACCCGCGGCGACGCCCGUCCGCCAGCAAGGUGCUCUCGCACCCCUGGCUGCUGCUGCACGCGUUUGGCGGACGCAUCGUGCGGAAGGCUGUGCGCGGAGAGGCAGCACAAGCUGCCGCCGCGCAGAGCUCCGCCCGUUCCGCGCUGAAUGAGCAUGCGCGCGUCCAAGCCGCACAAGCAGCCGCGGCGGUUCCUGUCGGGGCUAGGCGGGUUGAGAGCGCGAUAGAAGCGGAGCAAGGUGCAGCAUGCGCCACAGCCAGGGGAUCCGCUUCGCCUACCUGCGCUGUGCGCGCGGAGCGACGUGGGCAAGUCAGCCAUGGUGCAGCGCGCGUGCAGGCGUCAGCGUGA
Closterium sp. Naga37s-1 is the source of this 975-nucleotide messenger RNA. Lineage: Eukaryota; Viridiplantae; Streptophyta; Zygnematophyceae; Desmidiales; Closteriaceae. The record is from the annotation of a GenBank genome assembly.